Messenger RNA from Cannabis sativa, 3091 nucleotides. RefSeq names its product cation/H(+) antiporter 15. Bases 312 to 2819 code for a protein of 835 amino acids. The transcript is spliced from 3 exons. Gene Ontology annotation, cellular component: membrane; endomembrane system. Lineage: Eukaryota; Viridiplantae; Streptophyta; Magnoliopsida; Rosales; Cannabaceae. Gene Ontology annotation, molecular function: antiporter activity. Gene Ontology annotation, biological process: regulation of pH; proton transmembrane transport. The record is from RefSeq and is a predicted model, not a curated record.
CCCAAAUGGAACGGAUAACCACCAAAACCUUAAAGUUAAUUAUCUCUUUCAUUCCCACCCAUCCCCUCAUAAUUUCCCAUUUCUCAUACUCAACCAAAACCUCUCUCAAUUCCAUGUUCAAGAACAAAACUUGUAUUGGAGUAGGAAAAAUUAAAGGAGGACAAACAAUCAGCAACUACUGCACAUGGAACAUUUUGAAAAAUUUAACUGUUCCAUUGUAGUCACUAUAUUAAUAAAUAGUUACUAUUAAUUCAAAUAGGAAGAAUAGUUUUGAUUUUGAUAUAAAUUUACAACAGUGACCAGAAAAUAAGAUGGCGACGACAAUAGGAAUGACGCCUAACAAAACGGAAGACACGAUCGUGUGUUAUGCUCCGACCAUGAUAACAACCAACGGUAUUUGGCAAGGAGAUAAUCCUUUGGAUUACUCUCUUCCUCUAUUCAUCUUGCAGCUGACUUUAAUUGUGGUCACCACUCGCACAUUGGUUGUCCUUCUCAAACCCUUUCGUCAACCUAGAGUUAUCUCUGAAAUCAUGGGUGGUGUGUUAUUGGGGCCGUCAGUACUGGGACGCAAUGCAAGAUUUGCCAACACAAUAUUUCCUCUAAGAAGUGUGAUGGUGCUUGAGACAAUGGCAAAUGUUGGUCUGCUUUACUUCCUCUUCCUGGUUGGAGUGGAGAUGGACCUUUCGGUUAUUCGACGAACAGGGAAAAAGUCCCUUGCCAUUGCAGUUGCUGGAAUGGUGUUGCCAUUCAUAAUUGGCGCAUGCUUUUCUUUCAUUCUUCAUAAAAAGGAUGAGAGCAUGACACAAGGCACUUACAUACUCUUUCUAGGUGUAGCUCUCUCUGUAACUGCAUUUCCAGUUCUGGCCAGAAUACUUGCAGAGCUCAAACUCAUUAACACCGAGCUCGGCAGGAUUGCCUUAUCUUCUGCUCUCAUAAAUGACAUGUGUGCUUGGAUUCUCCUCGCUUUGGCCAUUGCCUUAGCUGAAAACCGUGCUAGCUCCUUGGCUUCCCUCUGGGUCAUACUUUCAAGUGCAGCUUUUGUUGCCUUUUGUGUUUUGAUCGUCCGACCAAUUAUAUCAUGGAUGGUUCGAAGAACGCCAGAGGGAGAAAGUUUCAGUGAGUUCAAUAUAUGUCUCAUCCUCACUGGAGUCAUGAUCUCAGGAUUCAUCACAGACGCCAUUGGAACUCAUUCUGUUUUUGGAGCUUUUGUGUUUGGCCUAGUUAUACCAAAUGGACCUCUUGGCGUUACUCUUAUAGAGAAGCUAGAGGAUUUUAUUUCGGGGCUUUUACUCCCUCUAUUCUUUGCAAUAAGUGGGCUUAAAACUGAUGUGUCAACUAUCCAAUCAAUUGGAACUUGGGGAUUUUUAAUGCUCAUCAUAUUUCUUGCCUGCGCUGGCAAAAUUGUUGGAACUCUUCUUGUUGCCAUGUAUUACAAAAUGACAAUUCACGAAGGAUUCACUCUUGGUUUUCUCAUGAACUCUAAAGGCCUCGUUGAAAUGAUAGUCCUCAAUGUCGGAAGAGAUCAAAAAGUCUUAGAUGACGAGUCCUUUGCAAUUAUGGUAAUUGUAGCAGUGAUAAUGACCGCAAUUAUCACGCCAGUUGUCACAUCAAUAUAUAAGCCAGCAAGGAAGUUCGUACCUUAUAAACGAAGAACAAUUCAAAGGUCAAAACCAGACGCAGAGUUACGAGUAUUGGUUUGCAUCCACACCCCUCGAAAUGUGCCAACAAUCAUCAACCUUCUUGAAGCUUCACACCCCACCAAAAAAUCUCCUAUAUGCGUAUAUGUUCUCCAUUUAGUUGAACUCACUGGCCGUGCAUCUGCAAUGCUCAUAGUUCACAACACGAGGAAAUCCGGCAGACCAGCUCUUAAUAGAACACAGGCCCAGUCAGAUCACAUCAUCAAUGCCUUUGAGAACUAUGAGCAACACGCUGGUUGUGUUACUGUCCAACCUCUCACUGCCAUUUCUCCUUACUCCACAAUGCAUGAAGACAUUUGCAACUUGGCUGAGGACAAACGAGUAGCCUUCGUUAUCAUUCCUUUCCAUAAACAACAAACGGUUGAUGGUGGAAUGGAAGCUACAAAUCCAGCAUUCCGGAUGGUGAACCAAAAUGUACUAGCUAAUGCACCUUGCUCAGUUGGCAUUCUUGUUGAUAGAGGGCUAAGUGGCUCCACACGCUUAGCUGCAAACCAAGUGACUCAUCAUAUAGCAGUGAUAUUCUUUGGGGGACCAGAUGAUAGAGAAGCAUUGUCUUAUGCUUGGAGAAUGUCUGACCAUCCAGGGACAAGUCUCACAGUUUUGCGCUUCAUUUCGGGUGAGGAUGAUUCUAAUGUAGUGCAACCUCGUGACAAUCUUAAUGACCCGAGAAUGUUAACAGUUGAAACAGAUGAUGCAAUGGAAAGGCAUCUGGAUGAUGAGCUUGUGAAUGAUUUUAGGACAAAAACCAUGAACGAUGAAUCAAUUAUGUAUAGUGAGAAGUUGGUGAAUAAUGGAGAGGAGACAGUAGCAGCAAUAAGGUCAAUGGACAAUAUCCAUGACUUGUUCAUCGUUGGAAGAGGACAAGGAAUGAUAUCACCUCUCACAGCUGGACUCACAGACUGGAGUGAAUGCCCAGAACUUGGUGCAAUUGGGGAUCUGCUUGCAUCAUCGGAUUUCGCAGCAACAGUGUCUGUGUUGGUUGUACAACAGUAUGUUGGUGCAGGGCCAAAUGAAGGCAUUGGACAACCUGACAGCCCAGGACAUCCGGAUGAACAAUAUUCCAAUAUGCAGAAUAUGAACCACAGGCCACCACCAAGAGGACAAAAUAUAUUCAACUCUUAAAACUAUACCACUUGUGUUGUGGUGCUCCAAAAGCCUCUGCAAACUCGGAUAACAUAUAGAAUAUAUGAAAACUUUUUCUUUCUUAUGUAAUGCACCUUUUGUUGACAUUGAACAUGUAAUCAUACAGUCUAAAACUAGGUUCAUUUUCAUUUAAUUAGAGCCAUUUUUUCCCUUUCUUUUUAAUAUUUUCUUGAUAACCUAUUUCAAUAGUGGGAGGCCUUUUAUUCGUACAUUUUAAUUUGUAGGAAAAUCAAACUGGCUUUUGGUGUAAA